ACUCCUCUCGAUUCUUACAGGCUUGUGGCCUGCUGAACAGUGCUGAUUGACUCCAUGGUUUUUUACGUCUUGUUGACUGCAUUCUCGUCACGACACCACCCAAACCUCCACUUUUCCAGACGGACACAACGUGGAGUAACAACUUUGCCUAAGACUUGACCGAGAUUGAUAAUCCUCGUGGCGAAUUAAUAAUCAUCUUUUUUCAUUGCCAAUCACAAUUUAAAAUUUCGCAAAGUUAUCUUCUUUCAAGAACGUAUUAAUGUGACAACUUUAUUGGAGAACGUUGUCAAGGGAUUGUGCACGUCAGUGAGUCAAGUUGUGGAGAAAUUACACCGGGUGUUGUAACCAAAUAUUUGUCGAGGAAAAUGUCGACGGGUCGCGAAUCUCGGACAACGCGUCGCUUCUACCGUGUCGACAGUCAGCACGACCUCCUGGCCUAUUUGGACCAUGGCGAAACGGCCGUGCAAGAACACCGAUGGACGCUGGAGAUUGCGUGGGAGGCUGCUAACAAAGUGGGAGGAAUCUAUACGGUCAUCAGAUCCAAGGCUUACAUGUCGACGGAGGAGAUGGGUGACCAGUACUGCCUGAUGGGUCCCUACAAGGAGCUCUAUGCCCGACAGGAAGUGGAAAUUGGGGACUUUGAAGCCAACAACCCACUUCAACUCGCUUGCAAUAAGAUGAGGGAGCUUGGUUUUAAUGUAAAAACUGGUCGCUGGUUGGUGGACGGAAACCCGCAAAUCGUGCUAUUCGACAUUGCCUCCGCGGCGUGGAAAUUGAACGAGUGGAAGCAAGAGCUGUGGGAUAAGUCCGGGAUUGGGAUUCCUCACGGAGACGUCGAGUGCAACGAUUCGGUCAUCUUUGGCUUCCUGGUGGCUCAGUACAUUGCAGAGUUUCGGCACUUGGCGGAAGACCAUUGCGAGUCGGGACGGCCACGAAUCGUGACUCACUUUCACGAGUGGCUCGCAGGCAUUGGGCUUAUCAUGUUGCGAGUGUGGAAUGUCGACGUUGCCACCGUAUUUACGACACAUGCCACACUCUUGGGCCGAUUUCUGUGUGCUGGAGCGCUCGACUUUUACAAUAAUUUGGAUAAGUUCAACAUUGAUGAAGAGGCCGGAAAACGUCAAAUUUAUCACAGAUACUGUAUGGAACGUGCGGCUUGCCACUUGUCGCACGUGUUCACAACAGUUUCUGAAAUUACGGGAUUGGAAGCGGAGCAUUUAGUAAAGCGCAAACCUGACAUCAUCACCCCGAAUGGGCUCAACGUCAAAAAGUUUUCGGCACUUCAUGAAUUCCAAAACCUGCACGCAAUUUCAAAAGAGAAAAUUAACGAAUUUGUCCGUGGUCAUUUUUACGGCCACUUUGACUUCGAUCUGGACAAGACCAUUUAUUUCUUCAUUGCUGGAAGGUACGAGUUUGGGAACAAGGGAGCUGACAUUUUCAUUGAGGCCUUAGCCCGGCUGAAUCACUACCUCAAGAGUUCAAAAUCUGACAAAACGGUCGUCGCGUUUUUAAUCUUUCCCACAAAAACGCACAACUUCAACGUGGAAAGCUUACGUGGUCAGGCCGUCACGAAGAGUUUGCGUGAAACAAUUAACGACAUCCAGUCCAACAUUGGGAAACGGAUGUAUGAUAUUUGUCUGAGCGGUCGACUCCCCGUCUCGGACGAACUCCUCUUAAAAGAAGACUUGGUAAAGAUUAAGCGUUGCAUAUUUGGCAUGCAGCGGUCCACACUGCCACCAAUCACGACCCACAACGUCGUGGAUGACUGGAAGGACCCCGUGCUCACGAGCUUGAGAAGAUGUCAACUAUUCAACUCGGUGCAGGACAGGGUCAAGGUCAUAUUCCACCCCGAGUUCCUCUCCUCGACGAACCCUCUCUUUGGUCUGGACUACGAGGAGUUUGUGCGUGGCUGUCACUUGGGCGUGUUCCCAUCCUACUACGAACCAUGGGGCUACACCCCCGCGGAGUGCACCGUCAUGGGAAUCCCUUCCAUCACCACAAAUCUCUCCGGCUUUGGUUGCUUCAUGGCGGAGCAUGUCUCGGACACCAAGUCGUACGGGAUCUACAUCGUGGACCGACGCAACAUUGGCCUCGAGGAGUCCGUCACCCAGUUGGCCAAGGACAUGUACGAGUUCUGUAAGCUGAAUCGAAGACAAAGAAUCAUUCAGCGAAACCGAACAGAGCGAUUGUCGGAUUUGUUGGACUGGAGGAAUCUGGGCGUGUACUAUCGCCAGGCUAGGAUGAAGGCUUUGAAAAUGGUCUACCCAGACUUUGACGAGGCGGAUGAGAAUGGUGUUGGGGGACGUAGCAUGAAAUAUCCGCGUCCCAUUUCCGAACCUCCGUCGCCAUCCUGGUCCCGAGCAACGACACCUGCCCCGUCGGAACAUGGGUCGAGUGAGGACGAGGUAGAUUCAGAGGCCGAGUUGGAGGAACUCAUGGGCAAAACCAAAAUAGGAUUUGGAAUCGGGAAUGGAAACGGCCGUUAAUGAAACUCAAAAGAUGUAUAUUUAGAUGGCGUCAAUAAUUAAUCAUAUCAGAGAGCCCCGUGAUAUUUUUUUCGACAAGUGUUUCGAGAAAUAUUGUUAAGCACCCCCAAAAAAUAGGAAUUGCGUUGAAUAAAAAUGCCCAUUAUGCCCCGUAAUGGGUUAGUUAGCCUA
This is a messenger RNA of Folsomia candida, 2657 nucleotides long. RefSeq names its product glycogen [starch] synthase (gene GlyS). Gene Ontology annotation, cellular component: cytoplasm. Gene Ontology annotation, molecular function: alpha-1,4-glucan glucosyltransferase (UDP-glucose donor) activity. The transcript has 11 exons. Gene Ontology annotation, biological process: glycogen biosynthetic process. Bases 366 to 2486 code for a protein of 706 amino acids. The record is from RefSeq and is a predicted model, not a curated record. Lineage: Eukaryota; Metazoa; Arthropoda; Collembola; Entomobryomorpha; Isotomidae.